GGGGGAGGAUAAGAAGGUGAUGAAGAAGAAAUUGGAACUUCUCGAGCACCCCUUUUCCUCUCACCUUCUUCGUGAGCAGAGCGAAACCCCAUUCCUUCACUCCAUGGGAGACACGGACAGGCAGACAGCGACCCUUCAAAAUCGACUGAUUUCAAAAUCUUUUUCUCCCACUCCUAGUCCGACUACACUGAAAUUGAAAUCAUUCAAUAUCAUUCAAUUCCAGAUCUCUGCUUGAAUGAAAUUCUCGUAUUUUGUUGCAUUUGCUUUUGCUGUCGCCUCUGUUUUCUCGGACAUUUACUUCGAAGAAUUCAAAGCCCAUGGGGUUUCAGAGUCCACUGCAUGCCGUCACCUCCCCACACCUAAACGCGUCUCGAAAGCUUCUCGUUACCUUCUUCCCAACCUCUCUCUCUCUCUCUCUCUCUCUCUCUCUGCCGGGUUUUGUUUAAUUCUCUUUAUCAUUCUUCCACACUGUUUCUUGAUCAGGCGAACUACGCUUUAUCAGUUCCUUUCCACCAUUACGCGGUUGGUGUUUGGAAAAUUGGAAUGAAUGUUGGGGUUUAAGGGCUUCAAAUUUUUUAACCCAAUUUAUCAACAAAUCCUGCACAGUGAUGACCGACCUUUUGUUUUGGCGAUUCCGAUAAAAUGAUAUUGUUCCAUGUAUCUUCGUCCGUGGAUGCAUCUUCUUCCUUCUUAAGAUUGGAAGUUGAGCACGUUGGUUGCUACGUGCCCGGGGCUAGGGUUUUUGCUGUUUCCAUUGUUGUCUAUUUUCGGCGGGAGGGCUUACAGACGUGGUAUGUCAGGAAUUUCAGUGAAUGAAAUUCUGUCCAAGUUGGAACCGUUGAUCCGAAAUGCGGUGAGGGAGGAGGUGGAACAUGCAAUUGAACCCUAUCUUCAGUCAUCUCGAAGAUCAUCAACCCCUCAGAUUGAGUCAUUUGGCUAUAGAGGCUGGCAGCUGCAUUUCCUUAAUAAACUGCCCACUACCCUUUUCACGGGCAACAGGGUGGAAGCCGAGGAUGGUGCACCCCUUAAAGUAGUUAUAGUUGAUGCCAGCUCCAAGAAUAUUAUAACUUCUGGUCCACUAUCCUCGAUAAAGAUUGAAAUUCUAGCACUUAAUGGCGAUUUUGAACGAGAAGAGUGGACUGAACAGAAAUUCAACACAAGUAUUGUACAGGAAAGAGAGGGUAAAAGGCCAUUAGUGACUGGGGAUCGGACCAUUACACUGAGAGAUGGAAUUGGUUAUCUCAGUGACAUUACUUUCACUGAUAAUUCAAGCUGGAUAAGAAGUCGAAAAUUCAGGCUGGGAGCUAGAAGCAUGCAAAGUGAAUUUAAAGUUAGAGAGGCAAUAAGUGAAGCUUUUAUUGUGAAGGAUCAUCGCGGGGAGUUGUAUAAAAAGCAUCACCCUCCAUCCUUGGUUGAUGAAGUCUGGCGUUUGGAAAAAAUAGCAAAAGAUGGUGCAUCCCACAAGCGGUUGGCUUCCUACAAUAUCAACACUGUAAAAGACUUUCUGCAGUUGUAUUAUACCAAUGAAUCCUCACUGCGCCAUAUGCUUGGUGGGGCUACUGCAACCAAGAUAUGGGACACAAUUAUAGGACAUGCAAAAGCUUGUCCCAUAAAUGAUGGCAAGUUUUAUGUGCAUAAUAAAGGUUCCCAAGGGGUUGGGCUUAUCUUCAAUUCUGUCUACAAAGUUGUGGGGGCAAUCUUCAAUGGAACCUGGCGGUCAUUGGACAAACUUAAUUCUGUUGAGAAGGAUACAGUGAACACUUUGAAGCAGCAUGCUUAUAAAAAUUUGAAUGACUUAGUCCUGAUUGACGACCCAUCUGUUUUUAGCCCUUCAAGACCCUUGCGGAGUCUGCAAGCUAAUCCAUUUCUUAGCAGUCUAACUCUUGGCCCACGCUUACCUGAUUUCCCAGAUGCAACCCUAGGUCAACCCGAAGCCCUGCUGGAUUUCAACCCUUCAUUGUCAUACCAAGUCGAAGAUCGCAAUCAAGUGCUUGCUCCGACCCUAGGAAACAGCAUUGUGAUGGAGGAUUAUUUCUCUGGACCCUAUAAUGGCGGAAACAUUUGGGCUGCAAGCGGACUUCCUGGACAAGUUACACCAACCAAUAAAUUAGCUGUAAAUGAUAUUUCUCAAGUUCAAGCAUCAAUAUGGUCUCCCCUUCCUGCAACAUGGGGUCCGGGAAAUACUCCAUUCCUGGCAUCAAGCAACGGAGCAUAAAUCAGGAUUAUUUCUUCUCUCCCGGGGUUUGGUGUCCAUUUUUCAAGAAGCAGAUCAGGAACACCCAAAGCAAGGUGGUGUAAGAUCCAGGCAGCUGUUAUGUGGAUGAUAUCAGUCAGGCAGAACGUGGCUGCCAGAAGAAGGCAAGGUUUUGGAUUCUGGUAGUGUAGUUUCAACUCCUAGUAUUGAAGAAAUCAGCUCUACGUCUAGGAGGUAAGCCCCCUGAAUGUGGCAGCUUAGCUUAAUGUGUGUAUAUUUUUUCUCCUGUCUACAUCAACAAAACUUUAUUGGUGCAACUAUGGAUGUUAAAAGCAGUAGCGUCUAUACCCUGGAAAUCAACCCCUUUCAGUUAUGCAAUGGCGUCAAAGCACCCCUCAAAAGAAUUUUGGAAGUAGGCUUCUCUGAAAUGUGUUGGUUUUGAUCUGUAAACUUUGUUUCUUGUAAUCUCCUUCUUUCUUCCACUCGUUCGUAUUAGACUAUGUGCUCCUAUACACAGCUCAGCUACAGCAGAAUAGAUUGUAACCAAAAUAUAUUCUUUUCUGUUAAUUGUAACCAUUUUAUAUUCCUUGAUUCCUCAUGUAAAGUCUACAUAUAGACACAGCAUUCAUAAAUAAAAAUACGGAGAAUACAUAGCAAUUUUCCAUUUCUGUUAA
This is a messenger RNA of Malania oleifera, 2868 nucleotides long. RefSeq names its product calmodulin-binding protein 60 B-like. Gene Ontology annotation, biological process: regulation of salicylic acid biosynthetic process. The coding region runs from base 794 to 2215 and encodes 473 amino acids. The record is from RefSeq and is a predicted model, not a curated record. Gene Ontology annotation, cellular component: nucleus. Gene Ontology annotation, molecular function: sequence-specific DNA binding; DNA-binding transcription factor activity; calmodulin binding. Lineage: Eukaryota; Viridiplantae; Streptophyta; Magnoliopsida; Santalales; Ximeniaceae. The transcript has 9 exons.